AUGGCUUCUCACCAAACUUCCAAUCUGCCGACUCGCACGCCAACCAAUGCCACCGACCCGGACGAUGCGAUUCCCGACGAGGAUAGCAGCGAGGUCACGAGACUGUUUCAUGAGCGUCUGUCCGCGUACAAGCACGCUUGCGGUUACCUCGAAGACUAUGUCGGUGCGACGGAGAAGAUGCAGCAUGCCCAUGGCAAGGAGUAUGAGAAGGUGCUGAAGACGGUCAGCCAUCCGCUGAAGGAAGGCCACCACUUCGAGCAGAACCUAGGCGGCAUAGCGGGCAUGUUCGACAAUCUCCGAACCAACACCCAAGGCAUCUCCAACAGCCAUUAUGAGACUGCUAAGGCAUUGAAGGGAAGCGUGCUGCCAAUAUUCGAGAGAUUACAUUCCGAGAUCAAGAACAAGACGAAGGAGCUCGUGAAAGGCGCUGGCAAAGGCGCAAAAUCAGUGGACAAGGCACGAAGUGUUUCACAGAAACACAUCGAACUCCUCGGACAACACACGGCGGCCUUCGAUUCAACUGGUGGCCACAUCAAGUCGACAGAGGACCCGUACGUCCUCCAGCGGCAAGUGUACCACCGCCUGAACAAGCAAGUCAUCGAAGAGAACAGCAAUCGGGACGACAUGAUUGCUGUGCAAAACUCUUUUGCGCAGUUUGAAGCGCACAUUAUCCAGACAAUCCAGAACGGUCUUUCGCAGUUCAACCAGGUGGUCACCCACCAAGCGGAACAGACACGCUCGAUGUACGGCGAUAUGGUUGGAACAGCCCAGCGCAUCCCGCCAGACUUCGAGUGGAAGGGCUUCUUGAACCGCAAUAACGCCAUCCUCAUCGAUCCGAAUGCACCGAAGCGAAGUCUAGAGCACAUCGCAUUCCCGAACCAGGGUCAUCGCUCCACUCAGCCUCUAAUUGCUGGCUCACUGGAGAAGAAGGGCAAGCUUUUGAAGAAGUAUGACACGGCUUUCUAUGUCGUCACGCCGUCCAAGUAUCUUCACGAGUUCGCAACCGACGAUGACUUCUCGAAAGAUCCAUCACCGGAACACAGCUUGUACUUGCCCGACUGUGAGAUCGGUGCUGUCGAUGGGAACAAGUUCACCGUCAAGGGCAAGGAUACAAGCAAGGGUGCUUUGAGCAAGCUGUCUCCGUCUUCCACAUAUCAAUUCCGGGCUCACACGCCCGAGGAUGCAAUGAAGUGGCAUCGCGUUAUCAGCUCUGUUGCCGGAGGCACUACGAACGAGAUGCCGGAGACCAGCGCUCCGAGCAGUCCGGUGAUGGGCAGGGGUGAGACUUCGUCCGCCUUCUCUGGAGGUUCCGAUAGCACUGCCACAAACACCUUGGCGGAGAAGGAGGCAGCUGGCGCCCACCACGGAAUCUCUACCGCGGACAGGGCAUAA
Baudoinia panamericana UAMH 10762 is the source of this 1392-nucleotide messenger RNA. RefSeq lists its product as uncharacterized. The transcript is spliced from 2 exons. Bases 1 to 1392 code for a protein of 463 amino acids. NCBI's taxonomy places the organism in Eukaryota, Fungi, Ascomycota, Dothideomycetes, Mycosphaerellales, Teratosphaeriaceae. The record is from RefSeq and is a predicted model, not a curated record.